AUGAAGGUCGCGGUCGUUGGCUCUGGGGUCUCCGGCCUUGGGGCAACUUGGCUCUUGAACGAGUACUCGGAACAUGAAGUACACCUAUUCGAAUCAGACCACAGACCCGGUGGCCAUGCCAACACCGUCACUUACUCACCACCAGGAAGGGAGCCAACCGAUGUUGACACGUCAAUCGUGUUCAAUCCCAGCACGUAUCCCAACUUCAUCAACUUCUUGCACAUCUUCCCGGACCUCGCGGAGCGAAUUUUGCCCACUGAAAUGACCUUCUCUGUCUCUCGCAACAGAGGGGAGUUUGAAUGGGCUGGAAACAACCUUAUGACGGUGUUUUGCCAGCCCUCGCGUCUUCUGGACCCGGAGAUGUGGCGCCUAAUCUACGACGUUCUGCGCUUCAAUGCGUGUACGCAGAAUUUACUACGCGACAUCAAAGACGAAGGGGACGUGUUGGGUGAGGAGUUGUCUAUCGACAUGUACCUGAAGCAAAAUGGGUACACGCUUGGCGCAGUUAUUGCAUGUACUCACAUGUCAUACCAGCCAAUGACGGCCGCCGUUUGGAGCACUCCUCCGGAUAAAUGCGCUCUCGACUUUCCGGCUCGUACCUAUUUUGUCCAGAUCCAAUUUAUGUACAACCACCAUCUCUUGCAGAUCACGGGAAAGCCGAAGUGGUUGACACUGCGCGGCGGCAGCCGGACAUACGUGAGGAAGAUCAUUUCGAGACUUCCUCCCUCUCAGCUCCAUCUAUCGACUCCUAUCAAAGCGCUCCGAACCACGCAAACAUCGGAGAAGUCGCACCAGGUGGAACUGACCACCGCGUCCGGCGAGACGCAAUCAUUCGAUCAUGUUAUCCUCGCAUGCCAUACCGACACGACUGUCGACAUCCUCAACGCAGGAGACGGAAUGACAGAAGAAGAAGCCAAGAUCCUGCAAUGCUUCAGAUGGAACAGAAACGAGGCUAUGCUUCACUGCGACCAGAGACUUAUGCCCAGGUCACGGCUCGCGUGGUCGUGCUGGAACUACCUCACUGAGUCAGUGACCGAUAUGGCGGGGAAGUACUUGCCCAACGUGAACCGCGUGUCUCUCACCUACUGGAUGAAUGAACUGCAACAUCUGCCAACAAAAGACCACGGUGACGUCCUGGUCACGCUCAACCCGCCCUUCGAGCCCGACCCUGCGCUCACGUUCGGUCGGUACAAGUACGACCACCCCAUCCUCAGUGACGAGGCCAUCCGCGCCCAGUCCGCGCUCCCCACCAUCCAAAACACGCGUGGGGUCUCCUACGCCGGCGCCUGGACCAAGUACGGCUUCCACGAGGACGGGUUCUCGUCCGGGCUCCGCGCCGCCGCCUCCCUCUUCCCCGCCACCACCCCGUCCUCCGCGUUCGCCCACCGGGAGACGGUCGCCGCGCCCGGGCUGCCCUUCGCGAUCCGUCCUGCGGACCGCAUGCCGCCGCGCUACGUCGUGCUCGUCGCGGGCGCGUUCGAGUUCGUGCACGAGAACGCGCUGGCGGGGAUGCUCGGCACGCUGUUCUUCGCUGUACUCGCGUGCGUCCGGGUGGUGCUCGGCCAGCUGCCGGGGGUGGACCUUUCUCAUCUCGAGCGGAGGGGCGGAGGGGCGGCGGAGUUGGGGACGAAGGGGAAGCGGGAUUAG
Epithele typhae is the source of this 1647-nucleotide messenger RNA. RefSeq names its product FAD/NAD(P)-binding domain-containing protein. The coding region runs from base 1 to 1647 and encodes 548 amino acids. The record is from RefSeq and is a predicted model, not a curated record. NCBI's taxonomy places the organism in Eukaryota, Fungi, Basidiomycota, Agaricomycetes, Polyporales, Epitheliaceae. Gene Ontology annotation, molecular function: oxidoreductase activity. The transcript is spliced from 10 exons.